ACACAUCUCUCUUUCUCUAAUAACCUUCUCUCCCAGAGAGAGAGAGAGAGAGGAAGAGAGGAAGAAGAAGAUGAAAGAGAUUUAAAUUUCUCUGUUUUGUUCUGUAAAUAAAUGCUUCUUCCUUCCUCAUGAGACAACAAAAUAAAUAGGGGGAGAAAAAGAGGAAGUGCCGCAAACUGCACAGGAAAUAACAAAAAAUCUAAAAAUAAAGCCCCCCCAAAAGCUGACUUCUUUUUGUGCAGCCAUUUUUUCGAUCUUUCUUCUCCCUUUUCUGUCUUUUGGGUCGGUUCAAGAAUUGGGUUUUCCUUACAGUUGGAUUUGUUAGAGUUCAAAUUGAAUUUUGAGCUCUUUCUUUUGGGGGAAAUAAGGAAAAUGCUUGGUUUAUUUAGCUGAAGAGGUUUCCAUAUUGGCUUUCUGAUGUUCUGUGUCUCAUACUGAUUGGAAGCUGUCCCCACUCAUGACAAUUAUUGCACCAGCUUCCUGAAUUUAAACCCACAACCAAUCAAAAACAAAAAAAAAAAAAGAAAAAAAAUAUCGAAUCUUGUUUUAGAUUUAUAUGACUGGUGUUGUUGAACUGUUUAAUUCCCAAUUUUGGCCUUUGGAGAAAAAAGUUACAAAAGCAACUUUCUCUUGGUGGGUUGGAAGUUAAUCAGCUCUUUGAAUUGAAUUGAGUGUUCACUUUGGUUUAUUAAAAAGGUUUGGGUGGUUUGCAUGUAUGUUGUAUAUUAGGUUUGCAUAAUCUUGUAUUAGAUUUUGUUGUUUAAAGAAGAUGGCUUCAGCGUCAAGGAUGGGAAUAGAUGAAGGAAGUGGGGAUGAAACUAAAGGAGGGAUGUGGGAAUUAGACCAAAAGCUUGAUCAGCCUAUGGAUGAGGAGGCUGGUAGACUCAGAAAUAUGUAUAGAGAAAAGAAAUUCUCAGCAUUGUUGCUUCUGCGGCUUGCUUUUCAGAGUCUAGGAGUGGUUUAUGGAGACUUGGGAACUUCUCCUUUGUAUGUGUUCUACAAUACAUUUCCCCAUGGAAUUGAUGAUACAGAGGAUGUCGUUGGCGCGCUUUCAUUAAUUAUAUAUUCCCUCACACUUAUCCCUCUCCUCAAGUAUGUUUUCAUUGUUUGUAGAGCGAAUGACAAUGGCCAAGGUGGGACUUUUGCUCUUUAUUCUUUACUAUGCCGGCAUGCUAAGAUAAAGACAAUCCCCAACCAACAUCGGACAGAUGAGGAGCUGACAACUUAUAGCCGUAGCACAUUCCAUGAGCAUUCAUUUGCUGCAAAAACAAAAAGAUGGUUGGAGGCAUAUCCAUUCAGGAAGAACGCACUUCUUAUUAUUGUAAUUGUUGGCACUUGCACGGUAAUAGGUGAUGGAAUUCUCACUCCGGCUAUAUCAGUUCUUUCAGCUUCUGGUGGGAUAAAGGUGGACCAUCCAAAGAUGAGUAAUGAUGUAGUAGUGGUUGUUGCUGUCAUUAUAUUGGUUGGUCUGUUUAGCUUACAACACUAUGGCACAGACAGGGUUGGUUGGCUGUUUGCUCCCAUUGUGCUGCUUUGGUUUCUAUUAGUAGGAGGUAUUGGCAUCUUCAACAUCUGGAAGUACGAUAGCUCUGUUUUGAGGGCUUUUUCUCCUGUGUGCAUAUAUAGGUAUUUUAGGAGGAGAAAGAAAGAGGCUUGGACAUCCCUGGGAGGAAUAAUGCUCAGCAUUACAGGGACAGAGGCACUUUUUGCUGAUCUUGCUCAUUUUCCAGUGUCAGCAAUACAGCUUGCUUUCACAGUCAUUGUUUUCCCUUGCCUUCUUUUAACCUAUACGGGGCAAGCAGCGUACCUCAUGCAAAAUAAGGAACAUGUUGUCGAUGCAUUCUACCGUUCUAUUCCAG
Messenger RNA from Nicotiana tabacum (common tobacco), 1859 nucleotides. NCBI's taxonomy places the organism in Eukaryota, Viridiplantae, Streptophyta, Magnoliopsida, Solanales, Solanaceae. The record is from RefSeq and is a predicted model, not a curated record.